UCCGGCUCUGAGUCCUCGGCGGCCAGAGACAAGAUGAAGCUGAAACGGUUUUUGCUGCGAUAUUACCCGCCGGGCAUUAUUUUGGAAUAUAUUCAAAGUGGUGAAGUGAAAACCAAAUCCAUAGAUUUACUAGAUCUCAAUACUGCAACAGAUGUAGAAGCCUUGGUAGAAGAUAUUAGAAAAGCAGAACCUCUCAUCACACAGUCACGGAAAGAUCAGGUUAUACAUUUAAUUCUACGAUUACAAGAGAAGCUAGGACAACAAGUGGACCACAAGUUCUAUAUUUUUAAGGUACUUCGAGCACAUAUAUUGCCACUCACCAAUGUUGCCUUUAACAAAUCUGGUUCUUGCUUUAUCACUGGAAGUUAUGACCGAACAUGCAAACUGUGGGAUACAGCAACAGGAGAAGAAUUACGUUCUCUGGAAGGCCACAGAAAUGUGGUGUAUGCAAUUGCUUUCAAUAAUCCUUAUGGUGACAAGAUUGCUACUGGAUCAUUUGACAAGACAUGCAAAUUAUGGAGUGUAGACACAGGAAAAUGCUAUUAUACUUUUAGAGGACACACUGCAGAAAUAGUUUGCUUGUCAUUUAAUCUUCAAAGCACACUAGUUGCAACUGGAAGCAUGGAUACUACAGCUAGACUAUGGGACAUACAGAAUGGAGAAGAAGUAGUCAGAUUAACAGGACACUCUGCAGAGAUUAUUGCAUUAUCGUUUAACACCACAGGAGACAGAAUCAUCACAGGUUCUUUUGACCAUACAGUUGCAGUAUGGGAUGUUAGCACGGGCAGGAGAAUGCAUACUUUAAUAGGCCAUCGUGCGGAAAUAAGCAGUGCACAAUUCAACUGGGAUUGUACUCUGGUAAUCACUGGAUCUAUGGACAAAACAUGCAUGCUUUGGAAUGCUUUGACAGGCAAGCGGGUGGCAACCUUAACAGGCCACGAUGAUGAAGUAUUAGAUGUUUGUUUUGAUUAUACUGGCCAGCGUAUAGCAAGUGCCUCAGCUGAUGGAUCAGCAAGAGUGUAUGAUGCAGAAACAAAAAAAUGUAUUGCAAAACUUGAAGGUCAUACAGGAGAAAUUUCAAAGAUCUGUUUCAAUCCUCAAGGAAGUCGUAUUCUUACAGCCAGUUCAGAUAAGACAGCUCGACUUUGGGAGCCUAAGACAGGACAGUGCAUUCAAAUAUUGGAAGGCCACACUGAUGAGAUAUUUUCCUGUGCUUUCAAUUAUAAAGGGAAUAUAAUUAUUACAGGAAGCAAAGAUAAUACAUGUAGGAUAUGGCGCUAAUUGAGGCAAAGACUGACCCAGUUUUCUAGCAAUUUUAAUUCAAUGUUUUUAUAUAGACCUAACCUUCAAAAAUCUACUUUUUGAAUCUGUGUUUUUUUACUCUUUCUGUAGCAGAAUUAUUUCCUGGACUUA
Messenger RNA from Python bivittatus (Burmese python), 1413 nucleotides. RefSeq names its product dynein assembly factor with WD repeats 1 (gene DAW1). The record is from RefSeq and is a predicted model, not a curated record. Gene Ontology annotation, molecular function: protein binding. NCBI's taxonomy places the organism in Eukaryota, Metazoa, Chordata, Lepidosauria, Squamata, Pythonidae.